Messenger RNA from Knipowitschia caucasica, 2421 nucleotides. The record is from the annotation of a GenBank genome assembly. Lineage: Eukaryota; Metazoa; Chordata; Actinopteri; Gobiiformes; Gobiidae.
AUGACACAUCUGUGCCCCCUCCCCAUCAUAACACAUCUGUCCCCCCCUCCCCAUCAUAACACAUCUGUCUGGGUGUCAUCCUCGACAGUUUACUCUCCUUCCAAUCUCACAUCAAUAACAUCACUCGGGUCUGCCUACUUCCACCUGCGCAAUAUCUCUCGUCUCCGCCCCUCCCUCACCCCCCACACCACCGCCAUCCUCGUCUCCGCCCCUCCCUCUCCCCCCCCACACCACCGCCAUCCUCGUCUCCGCCCCUCCCUCCCCCCCACAACCACCGCCAUCCUCGUCUCCGCCCCUCCCUCACCCCCCACACCACCGCCAUCCUCGUCUCCGCCCCUCCCUCACACCCCCACACCACCGCCAUCCUCGUCUCCGCCCCUCCCUCACCCCCCACACCACCGCCAUCCUCGUCUCCGCCCCUCCUCACCCCCCACACCACCGCCAUCCUCGUCUCCGCCCCUCCCUCACCCCCCACACCACCGCCAUCCUCGUCUCCGCCCCUCCCUCACCCCCCACACCACCGCCAUCCUCGUCUCCGCCCCUCCCUCACCCCCCACACCACCGCCAUCCUCGUCUCCGCCCCUCCCUCACCCCCCACACCACCGCCAUCCUCGUCUCCGCCCCUCCCUGCACCCCCCUCAACCACCGCCAUCCUCGUCUCCGCCCCUCCCUCCCCCCCACACCACCGCCAUCCUCGUCUCCGCCCCUCCUCACCCCCCCACACCACCGCCAUCCUCCUCCUCUCCGCCCCUCCCUCACCCCCACACCACCGCCAUCCUCGUCUCCGCCCCUCCCUCACCCCCACACCACCGCCAUCCUCGUCUCCCGCCCCUCUCUCCCCCCCCCACACCACCGCCAUCCUCGUCUCCGCCCCUCCCUCACCCCCACACCACCGCCAUCCUCGUCUCCGCCCCUCCCUCACCCCCCACACCCACCCGCCAUCCUCGUCUCCGCCCCUCUCUCACCCCCCCACACCACCGCCCAUCCUCGUCUCUCCGCCCCUCUCUCACCCCCCACACCACCGCCAUCCUCGUCUCCGCCCCUCCCUCCCCCCCACACCACCGCCAUCCUCGUCUCCGCCCCUCCCUCACCCCCCCACACCACCGCCAUCCUCGUCUCCGCCCCUCCCUCACCCCCCACACCACCGCCAUCCUCGUCUCCGCCCUCCCUCCCCCCACACCACCGCCAUCCUCGUCUCCGCCCCUCCCUCCCCCCCACACCACCGCCAUCCUCGUCUCCGCCCCUCCCUCACCCCCCACACCACCGCCAUCCUCGUCUCCCGCCCCUCCCUCACCCCCACACCACCGCCAUCCUCGUCUCCGCCCUCUCUCACCCCCCACAACCACCGCCAUCCUCGUCUCCGCCCCUCUCUCACCCCCACACCACCGCCAUCCUCGUCUCCGCCCCUCCCUCACCCCCCCACACCACCGCCAUCCUCGUCUCCGCCCCUCCCUCACCCCCACACCACCGCCAUCCUCGUCUCCGCCCUCUCUCACCCCCACACCACCGCCAUCCUCGUCUCCGCCCCUCCCUCACCCCCCACCACCACCGCCAUCCUCGUCUCCGCCCCUCCCUCACCCCCACACCACCGCCAUCCUCGUCUCCGCCCCUCCCUCACCCCCCACACCACCGCCAUCCUCGUCUCCGCCCCUCCCUCACCCCCCACACCACCGCCAUCCUCGUCUCCGCCCCUCCCUCACCCCCCACACCACCGCCAUCCUCGUCUCCGCCCCUCCCUCACCCCCACACCACCGCCAUCCUCGUCUCCGCCCCUCCCUCACCCCCCACACCACCACCGCCAUCCUCGUCUCCGCCCCUCUCCUCACCCCCCACACACCACCGCCAUCCUCGUCUCCGCCCCUCCCUCACCCCCCACACCACACAGCCAUCCUCGUCUCCGCCCCUCCCUCACCCCCCCACACCACCGCCAUCCUCCUGACCACACACUCCCACAUCACCCGGACCCCCACAACUGACCACACAUCACCGGACCCCCCACAACUGGACCACAUCACCCCCACAUCACCCGGACCCCCACAGCUGACCACAUCACCCGGACCCCCACAGCUGACCACAUCCCCCCCCACAUCACCGGACCCCACAGCUGACCACAUCACCCGGACCCCCACAGCUGACCACAUCACCCCCACAUCACCCGGACCCCCACAGCUGACCACAUCACCCGGACCCCCACAGCUGACCCACAUCCCCCCCCACAUCACCCGGACCCCACAACUGACCACAUCACCCCCCACAUCACCCGGACCCCCACAACUGACCACAUCACCCCCACAUCACCCGGACCCCCACACUGACCACAUCACCCCCACAUCACCCGGACCCCCACAGCUGACCACAUCACCCGGACCCCCACAGCUGAAACCACAUCACCCGCACAUCACCCGGAACCCCCACAGCUGA